GGGGGGUGUGAUGCCAUCUGCCAGCACCAUCAUGCUCAGAGCUGCUCCAGCCCUGCGCAACCACUGUGUUAAAAUCAGGUUUUACCAAGUGACUCAAGGAGAGUGGGUUGUUUCACAAUCAGCCCUGGUCUAUUUAUAAGCCUCUACUCAAAUGCCAAAGGAUCCUUUUAUUAGUCAAAGCACCUCCUGCAGAUGAGGCUUAGUGGGGCCUUUGCUUUUUGAGGUAAACCUCAAAGAAGAAGCUCUCUCCAGCCUCUUGUGAAUAGCAGAGCUGGCUCUCUGCAAGCUGCAAGGCAGUUUCGGAGCCGAGCCCCAUCCCAGCACUGCUGUCAGCAAGUGAGAGCCCUGGGACACUCGGUACACCCCAGGGUACCCAGUGAGCUAAGGUGAGUUAUCCAUCAACGAGGAAAGCAGUUGGGUUUAAAGCUACACAGCAGAGGUGCAGCAUGAUGGAGGUGCCCGGGUUCCUCCCAGAGCCAAAGGGAAGGAGAAGCUGGACUGCAAGGUGGAGGCAGGCAGCAGGCAGCCCAGAGGAGUCCCAAGGUGGGCCAAGGGCUCCUGGCAGCCCCCGAGAGCCAGCAGCACCAACCGCCCGCCCGACAGGGACGGGCCAGGCAGCUCGGACAGCAGGAGAGCAGAUCAAGAAAGGCCACAUUUUUGCACCCAGCUCCUCCCCCGCCAACACCCCACAGCUCGGUUUCGGAAACACCAAAAUGAUUCAGCAUCAAGGGACUCCUGCAUGCUUUGUGGGGGCAACGCCUCGCAUUUUAGUUGACUGAAUUGGCAGGCUCGACCCUCUGCCAUGCGGGAGCCAGCUCGGAGCCCUGCAGAAGAGAGGUGUGGGACUUCGCCACGGUGUACUUACUUGUUUUGCUUGUGCUUUUGUGCCAAGUCUGCCAGAGAUUCGUGCAAAGCACCAGUGGGACAAAAGUUACUCUGGAGGGGAAUGUGGGUCCCUUGCUCCUGCCAUUGCUGGGAGCACCUAUCACUGACCACAGCUGAGGGCACUGAGGGCUUGAGCAACAGACACGCACAGGGUAAGGUCCUCCAAGGACUGACCCUUCACUUAUACACUGAAAAACAAAUAAAUAGUUGAGUGAUGCUCAGGAACGUGACUAACUGUUUACGCCCAUGCGUGAUAACAUUAAAUAUUGGUAAAAACAAAGCAGCUCAUUGCCAGCUUUGUGUGAUGUCUGGCCAUGCCGCUAGGAGUAGGACCAGGACAAUGAUCAGCAGGGAAAAUGGGGUGAUGGCUGGGUCUAAGCCCACACUCCCAAAAGAGCCUGUGUCCUCUGGUUUGUGAUUUCCUUGCACAAACUUGCCUGGUUGCUGGGGAGAAGGAAAAAGAAAACCCAAAAAUGCUAGGCUGGAUGCCAGAUACUGGCCCCUUACCCAGAAGAUGAAUAAUAUUUUUUAAACUAAUGUAUUUAAAUUAACCGACUCAACACGCCUGGUCCUGUGACAUCCCUCCCAAGUGACGCUCAGGCCUAAAUAUGGCUCUAAACAGGAAUCAUCCCCACGGGAGUCACACUGGCUAUAAAUACAGCAACGGGAGCGCUGAGCAGAGGACGGGCUGCUGCUUCCUGCCAGCCGAGGAUGGUGAGGCAGCUCUGCUGGGCAGGCACCACAGCGGGGAAACCGAGGCAGGAGCUGCUGGGGGGGCUGCGACUCCCGGCUGCGCUCCCCUGCAUGCCUUUGUGACUGGCCCACAGCCCUGCCCCAGGAGGAGAUGGCCACUGAGAAGCCAGUGACUCUCACUGAGGAGCAGCUGGAGAUCCUGGAGUACAACUUCAGCAAGGUGAACAAACAUCCUGACGGCACCACGCUGUCCCUCAUCGCAGCCGAGACCGGGCUCUCUGAGGAGCAGACCCUGAAGUGGUUCAAGCAGCGCCUGGCAGAGUGGAGGAAGUCUGAAGGGCUGCCCUCAGAAAGCGGUUCUGUCAGGGACUAGAGGAUGCUGCUCCGAUCCCCAAGCCUGAUGUAAAUGAUGCUGAAGCUCUUCAGAGUGGGUUUCCUUGGGGUUCUUCUGUUGCAAUAGGUUUUGAGAUACAAAGUAAUACCCUGCUAUUUAACAUAAGUUUUAUUUAAAGUGUACAUAACCAGGAAAAAAAAUUAUAUAUAUAUAUAUCUAUGUGUGUGUAUACAGCUUCUGAUGGCUGCAUAACCUGUUUAGUGAUUUCCAUCCGUUAACAGCAGCUGCAGAGGGCAAGACAAUCUCAUGCCCUUGUCCCAGGCUUGCAGAAAAGCUGUCCUGAAAGAUUCAAACAUAGAAGUGCGGAAAAAAAGUUUCUUUUCCUUAUGAUCAAUAGAGGCAAAGUAUGUGUGCUAGCUUUAAUAUCAUCCAGAGAGGAGGGCAUCUGGAAAAGCAGAUGUUUUUCAGGUGAUCUUAAGUCAAGAUGCCUGAGUCAGCUCUGGAUAUUGGCAAAUCAGUGCCUACACCAUAACCAGACCAAGCCAAGCCCCCCUUGAACGUUCCUCACAUUUCUGUUAAAGGUCACCACAGGAAAAGAACUGGGCUUUUUUUUUUUUUUUUUCCCAAUGCAUUAAUAAAGAAAAAGUUUUUUUGGUGAAA
Falco peregrinus (peregrine falcon) is the source of this 2572-nucleotide messenger RNA. RefSeq names its product HOP homeobox (gene HOPX). Gene Ontology annotation, molecular function: DNA binding. The transcript is spliced from 3 exons. Lineage: Eukaryota; Metazoa; Chordata; Aves; Falconiformes; Falconidae. The coding region runs from base 1730 to 1951 and encodes 73 amino acids. Gene Ontology annotation, cellular component: nucleus. Gene Ontology annotation, biological process: regulation of transcription by RNA polymerase II; cell differentiation. The record is from RefSeq and is a predicted model, not a curated record.